This is a messenger RNA of Punctularia strigosozonata HHB-11173 SS5, 983 nucleotides long. RefSeq lists its product as uncharacterized. The coding region runs from base 180 to 869 and encodes 229 amino acids. The record is from RefSeq and is a predicted model, not a curated record. NCBI's taxonomy places the organism in Eukaryota, Fungi, Basidiomycota, Agaricomycetes, Corticiales, Punctulariaceae. The transcript has 7 exons.
CCAGGCGUGGACCGCGAACUGUUCAAAAUGGCCCCGCUUGAAGCAAACCCAGAUACUCUCUCCCCCGUUCACGCUGGUCGGCCGUCUGGAUACGGAUUUUCAAGCACCUGUACCAAUACACGACACUGUUAUUUGCACUCGUUCUCUCUACGCUUACGGGACCCUGUCUAAUCCAAGAAAUGGCUGCAUACACUAUACCUACGCCAUUCACUAAAGCAAGGACGAUUUGCUUCCUGCUGGUUUCGAUGCUGGCUUUCAUAUACACAAUCCUCUUGUGUGUCUUCAUAUUUGCGCGAUGGGACGUGUCGGACACGUCAGAACGCUCAUUCGCGUUCGUUAUGAUAUUGGUCAACACUAUCACGGUUAUCAUGCUUCCGGCGCUCAUCCUUCUGGAAUUCCGCCCGUGGCUUGAUGGUGCUCGGAUGCUCUUGCUGUUGAUAGCACACAUAAGUGUUGCUACGGCUUUCGCGGUUCACGACCAAAAGUUUCAGUGCCACGAAUCGACUCCGGAUGGCACGGGCGUCUGCGAACUACUCAACAUAUAUAUUCUACUCGCUAACUGGAUCGUACCCGGUCUACUGAUCGUAUACUCCGCUGCCCUCGCCUACGUGGCCUAUCGAUGCUGGAAACAGCCAUUAGGAGACGCUGAGUCAGGGGUUGUUCCUGCUAUGGCGGCGUCGAUGCCUUCAGCAACCGUCCUUACCGUGGAGGACAUCAGGAACCUUCCACCAAGGUCUUCGCACAUCUCGCAACUCGACGCGAUGCGGUCUUCGAACUCGUCGCGAAGCACGCUCACCAGUGUAGACACUCAAAGCAAUCAUCGCAAGAGCAACCGAUUAUCGCGACCUGUGCCACGCAAUCAGUUCUAGGUGCUUGAGCGUCUUAGACUAUCUUACGCAAUAUAUGCUCGUAAAAAAUAUGUAGAAGUAUAGUAUCUCACCGCAUUUCGUGUACUUAGUCGCCAGCGAAUGUUUUGACGUGAC